This is a messenger RNA of Papaver somniferum (opium poppy), 678 nucleotides long. RefSeq lists its product as uncharacterized. The transcript has a single exon. Gene Ontology annotation, biological process: defense response to other organism. The record is from RefSeq and is a predicted model, not a curated record. Lineage: Eukaryota; Viridiplantae; Streptophyta; Magnoliopsida; Ranunculales; Papaveraceae. The coding region runs from base 1 to 678 and encodes 225 amino acids.
AUGGCAGAUGAAGCAACAGAAGCUUGUGUCAAAUGUGUCUACGGACUCAUCACCUCGACGAUACUUGCUUUCUUUUUCCUAUGCAUUGGUCCAUCCAACCCCAAAUUUUCUAUCGAGAGAUUAUACGUUCCUUCGCUGGACGUACACUCGCACAAUAUCCAAGCCAUCAACGCCAACACUAUAUCGUUCCGUAUGGCAUUUUGGAACACUAUGUCGCUUAAGGAGACUUACUGUGAUGAUGUCAACGUGACGGUUUAUUACGGCAAGAACUUAAGUUUACCGAUUGCUACUACUACUAUACCCGAAUUUACGAUCGAUAGGAAAGGGAUUUUCUAUGAUGGUGAGACAAUUGAAACUGUUGAUGUGCCUUGGGAGGAUGCUAGAUCGGUUGUCUCAAAUGGAAGUACAGUCAUGUUUCGAGUGAACUUGGUUACGAAUAUCAGGUAUACCACUACUUUUGCAGCGUGUUUUAUUACAGAGUAUCUGUCGGGGUUAUUUCCGUACACAAGAAGAUACGGGAUGAGGGUGGGAGCUUAUAUCGACGUCAAUGACCAUGGAAAGUCUACUGAGAAAAUUAAUUGGCUAUCCUCUAAGGCUGCUCCAGUGCAUGUUACCAACUGCGUUAGCGUUAUUAUUGUUGCAUUAUUAGUUCUACUGUUUACUACUAUUUCUCUUUAA